Eublepharis macularius is the source of this 1724-nucleotide messenger RNA. RefSeq names its product motor neuron and pancreas homeobox 1 (gene MNX1). The record is from RefSeq and is a predicted model, not a curated record. Gene Ontology annotation, molecular function: DNA-binding transcription factor activity, RNA polymerase II-specific; sequence-specific double-stranded DNA binding. Bases 1 to 1089 code for a protein of 362 amino acids. Lineage: Eukaryota; Metazoa; Chordata; Lepidosauria; Squamata; Eublepharidae. Gene Ontology annotation, cellular component: nucleus. Gene Ontology annotation, biological process: neuron projection morphogenesis; endocrine pancreas development; central nervous system development. The transcript has 3 exons.
AUGGAGAAGUCCAAGAAUUUCCGCAUCGACGCGCUGCUGGCGGCCGAGCCGCCCAAGGCCAGCGGCGGCCCGACGGCACAGACGGCGCCGCUGGCCCUGGUGGCCUCGCUGCCGGCCGGGCGCAGCGCCUCCAGCUCCAGCAGCGCCUCCAGCAGCAGCGGCAGCGCCUCCAGCAGCCCGCCCGCCCCCGGCGAGCCGCCCGCCGACUGCCCGCGCCGCCAGAGCCCGUCGCCGCCGCGCCUGCUGGCCGCGCACUGCGGGCUGGUGCCCAAGGCCGGCUUCCUGGGCGGCGGCGGCGGCGGCGGCGGAGGGGGCCCGCAGCCGCACCCGCACUCGGCCCUGGGGCUGCACCCGCCCGGCCCGCCGCCCGCCGCGCUCUACGGCCACCCCAUGUACGGCUACCCGGCGCUGGCCUCGCAGCACCCGGCCCUCGCCUACCCCUACGCGCAGCCGCCGCCGCCGCCCGCCGAGCCGCUCAAGCUCAGCGCCGGCACCUUCCAGCUCGACCAGUGGCUGCGCGCCUCCACCGCCGGCAUGAUCCUGCCCAAGAUGCCCGACUUCGGCGCCCAAGCGCAGUCCAACCUGCUGGGCAAGUGCCGGCGCCCGCGCACCGCCUUCACCAGCCAGCAGCUGCUGGAGCUGGAGCAUCAGUUCAAGCUGAACAAGUACCUCUCCCGGCCGAAGCGCUUCGAGGUGGCCACGUCGCUCAUGCUCACCGAGACCCAGGUGAAAAUCUGGUUCCAGAACCGGCGCAUGAAGUGGAAACGGAGCAAAAAGGCCAAAGAGCAGGCAGCGCAGGAGGCGGAGAAGCAGAAAGGUGGCGGCGGCCUGGGAGAGGACAAGGUGGGGGAUGAGCUGCCCCUGCCGCCUGGUGGGGCAGAGAAGAGCCCUGGGGGCCGCCGAUUGCGGGAGCUCAGGGACAGCGACCUGGAGGAGGAGGAGGAAGAGGAGGAGGAGGAAGAGGAGCGGCCCGGACACUGCUGUCCCUACGGCUCUCCGGAUUGCUCUGAUGGGGACGAGGAUGGGAGGCAGCCCCACAGCAGGCAUGGGGGAGCCCACCCACAACUGCCCCCUGCCCCAGCCCCCUAAGCCUUGGUAUCCCAGAACCAGCCACUUCCUGUACUCCGGUGCCCUGAACGAAUCUGCCCCCCUGGAUAUCUGUUUGCUGACCACUGGCUGAAGUCCUUUAGGCCCCUAGCUGGCCUGCCCGUGACCUCCACCUGUCAUCCACCUUGAAAGAUGAGGAAAGGCGAGAUAUCAAUAUUUGAAUACAUAAAUCCCUUCUGAACACAUGAAACUGCCUUCUACUGAAUCAGACCACUGGUCCCCCCACGUCAAUAUUGUCUACUCCAACUGGCAGCGGCUCUCAGGUUUCACACCACCUACAACCUGAUCCUUUUGACUGGACAUAAAUCCAGAGGAGUUAGCUGUGUUAGUCUGUAGCUGCAAAAUAGUAAAGAGUCCAGUAGCACCUUUAAGACUGACCGACUUUAUUGAUACAUCUGACAAAGAGAGCUGUGGUUCUUGAAUGCUUAUGCUACAAUAAAGUUGGUUAGUCUUAAACAGGGCUUUUUUCUGGGAAAAGAGGUGGUGGAACUUGGUGGGUUGCCAGCACAGGGGGCAACUCGUGGCGGGAGGUGGUACCCCUGGUACCACAUGCAUGUGCACAAAGUGCACACAUGACCCCAGGACCACACAAUGACAUCACUUUGGGUCAGCUGGAA